Photinus pyralis (common eastern firefly) is the source of this 1598-nucleotide messenger RNA. RefSeq lists its product as uncharacterized. The transcript is spliced from 2 exons. Gene Ontology annotation, molecular function: DNA binding. The record is from RefSeq and is a predicted model, not a curated record. The coding region runs from base 341 to 1444 and encodes 367 amino acids. Gene Ontology annotation, biological process: DNA recombination; DNA integration. Lineage: Eukaryota; Metazoa; Arthropoda; Insecta; Coleoptera; Lampyridae.
GGAGUGAGGCGGCUAAUAGAAGGCAAGCCAUGAAAAGUAACUUCUCCUCCAAAUAAAAUAUGCUAUUUUUUCUUCAAACUUCCGCAAAUUUAUCCAAAACACCAGGUUUUUAAGGGAUAUUAAUCGCUUUCGUUAAAUUAAACGUCAUUGUCAAGUAGGUAAGUUUGUUUUCCUUUACAUGAGUGCAUAUGUGCUGUUUCCUUGGUUACGCAGUAAAUAAUUUUAUUGAGUGAAAAAAUUACAUGUCAGUUCGUAAUUUUGAAUAAGAAAGAUUUCUCGAUAAGAAAGAAGUAAGUUAAUUAAAUCACUAAAAAGAUAGUGUAAAUUAGUUAGUUUUAGAAUGCAAUGCACGCCGCCCGAAAUUACCGUUGAGGCGAAUGAAGCAGUAUCGUGCCUCGGACCUUCGAAAUCCGGUGAAAAGUAUUUAGCUGCAUAUCAACACUUCAUUCAAUGGUGUAAUGGAAAGAAUGUGAUCAUCUAUUCAGAAAAUGUACUUCUUGCGUAUUUUAAUCAGAUGCAAAAAGAUAAAAAAUGGAAAUCUUCGACAAUGUGGUCUCGUUAUUCCAUGAUCAAAUCCGAAUUAAUUAUCAAGCAUGGAAUAAAUAUAAGUCAAUAUUUAAAGCUACGAUGUUUUUUGAAAAAGGCCAAUGAAGGGUAUUCUGCAAAAAAGUCCAGAAUAUUUACUAAAGAGCAGUUUGAAGGUUUUCUAAUGGACGCACCAGAUGAUGUAUAUUUAGGAAUAAAGAUUGUUUUAUUAAUCGGAGUAACCGGGGCAUGCAGAUGCGACGAAAUGAUGAAAAUGAAUAUAGGCGACAUUGAAGAUAUGGAAAAUUUAAUCCUAAUAAAAAUUCCCGAUAGCAAAACGAAAAAAGUGCGCUCGUUUACCAUCAUCGGAGAAAUGUUCAUGAAUAUUUACCACAAGUACGCUUCAUUAAGACCGAGAGAUAUGCAAGAGAGAAGGUUUUUUUUGAAAUAUCAGAAUGGGAAGUGCUAUAAAAAUGUUAUGGGGAUUCAUACGAUUAGUGCUGUACCCAGAAAAGUCGCCGAAUUUCUAAAAUUAGGCAAUGUCCAAGAAUAUACGGGUCACUGUUUAAGGCGUACUUCGGCUACAUUACUCAUCGAUGGUGGAGGAACUAUGGAGUCGUUGAAGCGCCACGGGGGUUGGAGGUCGACUUCCGUAGCAGAAGGGUACAUAGAAGAGUCGAUUCGCAACAAAAAAGAAAAUGCUAGCCGAAUAUUAAAUUUAAACGAAACUGCGGUAACUGAAACAGGCGCAUCAGGAAAUCUAAUAACGUCGUCUUCGCCGAGGUCAUCGCCUAAAUCGAGAGUAAAUACUUUAACAGGGUCUAGUUCAUCGUUGCACGGCUUCAAUUUUCAGAAUGCAACACUUACCAAUUGUACAUUUAAUAUUACAUUAAUGAAUAAGUCUGAAAAUAUAUCAUAAUUUUUUGAAUAAAUAAAUGAAAUUGUUGUGUUUCCAUAACAACACUUUUCCCUCCGGCGACAGGAAAAGGAAAAGUAAAAACUGCUCUAACGAUAAUGUCAAACUUUGGCGCCUACUACUCAGUCGAACAAUGGCCUAAUAUUUUGACGUUUGA